Messenger RNA from Alternaria triticimaculans, 2274 nucleotides. RefSeq lists its product as uncharacterized. Gene Ontology annotation, molecular function: metal ion binding; protein binding. Bases 1 to 2274 code for a protein of 757 amino acids. The transcript has 8 exons. Lineage: Eukaryota; Fungi; Ascomycota; Dothideomycetes; Pleosporales; Pleosporaceae. The record is from RefSeq and is a predicted model, not a curated record. Gene Ontology annotation, biological process: superoxide metabolic process.
AUGACUGUCCCGUCGUUUGAAACCAUCUUCGCGGUGCCUAUGACCUGCCAGUCGUGCAUCAACGACAUCGAAGGCUCCCUCCAGCAAUUGGGUGGUGUCAACAAAAUCACUGCCAACCUUAAAGAUCAACUGGUAUCUGUCGAGGGCACAGCAGCGCCAUCGGCCAUUGUUGAAGCUAUUCAAGCAACUGGCCGCGAUGCAAUUCUAAGAGGAUCUGGAAGAUCAGACAGCGCCGCAGUAUGCAUCUUAGAAUCGCACGCACCUAAUGUAGAGAACAAAGUUCGAGGAUUAGUGCGCAUGGUUGAAGUAGCUCCGAGUAUGACUAUCAUCGAUCUGAGCAUAAGGGGAUUGUCGCCUGGAACGUACCAGGCCACAGUUCGCGAAUCUGGCGACAUAUCCGACGGACCAGAAUCUACCGGCGCCAUCUGGGAGUAUCUCAAGGCCAAAAAGGAAGACAAGCCGUGUCGGGGCAUCUUUGGAACCGUCCAGGUAGGAAAGGGUGGAGUCGGAUCUGUGUUCCUGGACAAGCCCAUCCACAUCUGGGAGAUGAUCGGACGUAGCAUCGUGGUUGCGCGAGAGCAAGACGGCAAGUUUGACAAGAACGAUCCGGAUACGCUAGUGGGUGUCAUCGCACGUAGCGCUGGUGUUUGGGACAACGACAAGACGGAAAUCGAAACCUGGGUGGCAGCCCUCGCCAGCUACGACAACAAUGAGUUCGACGUCGCAUUGAAGGUCUUUGACACAAUCUCCGAUACGUCCAAGAUUCUGUUCAACUGCGGCGUAAUCCAUGCCACACUUGGCGAGCAUGAGAAGGCGGUCGACUGCUACCAGCGCGCUGUGCGUCUGGACCAGUACCUCGCAGUGGCAUACUUCCAGCAGGGUGUGUCAAACUUCCUUAUGGGCGACUUCGAGGAAGCCCUCGCCAACUUCAACGACACACUCCUCUACCUACGCGGAAACAACAACAUCGAUUACGAACAAUUGGGUCUCAAGUUCAAGCUAUACUCCUGCGAGGUACUGUUCAAUCGCGGUCUUUGCUACAUCUACCUCCAGCAAAGAGACGCCGGUCUACAGGAUCUGUCUUUCGCAGCCAAGGAGAAAGUGGUGCCCGACCAUGAUGUGAUCGACGAGGCUAUUCGGGAGGAAGCAGAAGGCUACACUGUCUUCUCCAUUCCCGUCGGCAUUGUCUACCGUCCCAACGAAGCCAAGGUCAAGAACCUGAAGACAAAGGACUAUCUUGGAAAAGCCCGCCUGGUCGCUGCUUCAGACCGGGCCAAUGCCUUUACUGGCUUCGCUGGCGCCGAAAUCAAGAAGGGAGGCCAGGCCGCAAAAGAUGACAGAACUGAGGAUAAGAUCUCGUACGCGGCGACCAACCUUGUCAAGCCAGAACUUCAGAGCAGAGCACGCCAGCAGUCAGAACCACCAAUGAACCGUAACAUGUUCCCACCCACACCGCCACCGGAGGCAGACAGAAGGUCUGGUGACAGGAGAUCUGGUGGAGAGCGGAGACCUGCCGCCGAUGCUCCCAUGAGCCGCGCGCAAUCCGUACGAGGCGGUGGCCCUAAGCCUCAGCCUCUGAACCUUGGACGAGCUGCCUUUGAUCAGCAAAGCAACAACGAGCCGCCUCGUCGCCAGCCAACACAGCGCUCCGCCUCUGAACGUCCACCACCAAGUCGUUCAGAGUCAAUGCGAGACCGAGGGCAACGUGAUCAGCGGGAUCAGCGAGACCAGCGAGACCGUGACUACAGGCCACGUCGCCGUGGGUCUGACGAUGAUAUCAUUGACGACUACUACGACAAUGACCCCUACCCGCCUUCUCGUGGGAGCCGCGGGGCAUACGCUCGCUCAAAACAGAGCAGGCGACCGGCUUACAUUGAAGAAGAAGACGAAGACGACUACGAUGGUAGUGAUCUUGAUGAUGCCGAAUUCGAGAUGAUGUCUCGCACAAAAUCCAGGAGACGAUCCCCCGCCCGCUCCGCCAGAUCUGGUGGUAGCACCCGCGGUGCAGGCAGCAAAGUCAGAGUGAAGGUCCACUCUAGCGACACACGUUACGUCUUUAUCAGUUCCGAUCAGUUAAUCACUGAAUUCUGGCAACAGAUUCGGGAGAAGUUCGGUGUACGAAAUAAGUUCAAGGUGGAGUUCAAAGACGAUGGCGACAUGAUCACCAUGGCCGACCAGGACGAUCUUGACAUGGCCAUCCAGACGGCGAAGAGUGUUGCAAGGAAGGAAGGCAGCGAUAUGGCCAAGAUGGAGGUUUGGGUUAGAGAAGUAUAG